UUGAGCGUUGCGGACGUGUGCUGAUCUGAACGCGGGUGUCAAUCGGAUAUUAGAGAGGAAAUACAAAGACAAAAAGAAGAAAUUCAAUAAAAUCACAAGCAAAUCCAUAUCCAAAAGCGAUUGGAUAACUGGCGCAGAAAAAUGAAAAAUUAAAGAAAUUUCCUUUAGUAAACAAAUAAAUUGCAGUACUUAAAAUAUAAAUAAAUUAAUCAUCAAAAGCAAACAAUUGUGUAAGUAAGCGUCUGUAAGUGAAAACUUUGCUGGCAGAUUUAAUUGUGUAGCAUUCUUUUCACGCUGUUCGCCAACUGCCUGUGCGCGCUGCGCCCAACUGUGCGUAUGACUGACGGACUGGCCGAUUGUGGAGCGUACGCCACAUGUUGUUGUAAAAUUCUGUGAUGUUUGUUUCUUUGCUGUUUUUUUGCUACAAACCAGUUUCUGCAACCCUGAAUAUGUGUUGCAAAUAGUGCGCCAAUUUUUUUAUUUAUUUUUUUUUUUUCGAGUGCUGAGAGUGUGUGGUUUAUUUGUCCACCGCCGGCAUUUUGUGUAAACUUAACACAAUGUGUGGUAAUUUUGAGCACUGGAAAUUGUUGUGACUUGUGGCUAGACGUUGAUUAUAGUUGGUAUAAACGAAAAUUACAAAUUGCAUUAAUAAAUCCUUUCCAAUAAAGAAACUGCUGUAGAAAUUAAGACGUCAUGACCAAAAAAUAGUCUUUUGAAAAAUUGGAGAGAAGGAAAAAAGAUUGAAAGCGCCAACAGCUGACAAGUUAUGGAAAAACAGAAAAAUUCUUAAUUGCCAAUUGAUGGUAUAACAACAACAAUUAAAAAACUUGCAAAAAAAUUCCAACCUUACAGGUGUGCAAUAUCAUCGUCAUUUCUAAAAAUACAACCAAACUAAUACAAACAUUCAAAAUAAUUGUACUCACACAUAAAUACAAACUAUUUGCAUAUAUGGUAUGUGGAAUCUUAGUAAAUUUCAAAGAUGAGCAUAAUUUUAUCAAAAACAUGAAUUGUGGAAAAAUUUCAUGGAAAGUAAAAGUGAAAAAAAUUUAAAAAAAAAAUGUUUAAAUUUUCUAAAAAUCUUAUCCAAUAAAUAACAGCAUGUGUCCAAGAUAUAAGUAAAAAAUAUGUGUAAUAAAUGUAGUGAAAUUGUUAAGUUAAUAAAGGUGUAAACUGCAGAAAAAAACCUUCAACUUUUAGCAAAAAAUGUGAGAGGACGGUAUAGAAAAUUCAGCGUAAAAACUUAACUGUCUGAAAAAUCGACUGAAUAAGUUCAGCUGUGUGCUACAUUUGCAUUUUAGAUUGAAAAACCGCAGUUAUUUAAAAAUUAUAACAUAGCAAAUAAUUAUAAAGAUCAACCAUAGCAACAUAUAAAUAAAUUUAUGGAAAAAAGUGACCAAAUGCAAAUUAAUUGAAGUUAAUGAUACAUUAGGACGUGAAACUAAAUAUAUUUCAAUUAAAAACUUAGAAAAAAAAUCCUAAAAAAAUAAUAAAAAGAAUAGGUAUUGUAAAAAAGUAGCAAACAUAUUAUGCGUGGAAAUUUAUUUAGUUAAUUUUAAACAAAACAAAAAAAUUAACAUAUUUAUCACUCAAAAAUAGUCAUAAAAAAAAUAGAUGAAAAAAUUUAUUGAAUAGUUCUAUGAAAAAUCUACAUGUUUUCAAAAACAUUCAAAAACAAUAAAAUAUAAUAACUAAAAAUAAACAGGAUAUCCACAAAUUCAAAUUCAAAUUUUAUCUCACACACAUAUUCAAAGUGUAUAAAUGUAAAGCAUACUAUAGAUUUGAAGCGCAACAAUUAGUACACCCUUAACCCAACAUUAAAAAUAAGCAAAUAGAUAGUGUACUGUUAGUAAAUAUCGACAAGGAAAUACCAAAUACUCAAGCAAGAUGUCUGAAACGCAAGACAACAACGGCGAUCAGCCGCUGCAGGAUGAGGCUGGCGGUAGUGAGAAUAAGAUGAAAUCACGCCUACGUAAAGGCGCGCUAAAGAAGAAAAAUAUUUUCGCCGUUAAAGAUCAUUGCUUUAUACCGCGUUUCUUCAAGCAGCCAACAUUCUGUUCGCACUGUAAGGAUUUUAUAUGUGGUUAUCAAGUGGGCUAUCGAUGGAUGGGCUUUGGCAAACAAGGAUUUCAAUGUCAAGUUUGCUCGUAUGUGGUGCACAAGCGCUGUCACGAAUAUGUGACGUUCAUAUGCCCGGGCAAGGAUAAAGGAAUCGAUUCCGAUUCACCACAAACAGUGCAUCAUUUCGAACCAUUCACAUUUGGUGGGCCCACAUUUUGCGACCAUUGCGGUUCGCUACUCUAUGGCAUCUAUCAUCAGGGUCUCAAAUGCUCAGCAUGUGACAUGAAUGUGCAUGCUCGCUGUAAGGAGAAUGUUCCGAGCUUGUGCGGUUGCGAUCACACCGAACGUCGGGGACGCAUCAAUUUGGAAUUGAAUGUGAAGGAGAAUUUGCUGACGGUGCAAAUCAAAGAAGGCCGUAAUCUCAUUCCAAUGGACCCAAAUGGUCUCAGUGAUCCCUAUGUUAAGGUUAAACUAAUUCCAGAUGAACAUGAAAAGUCCAAGAAGAAGACGCGUACCAUCAAAGCUUGUCUGAAUCCUGUGUGGAAUGAGACCAUCAAAUAUGAUCUCAAGCCAGAAGACAAAGAUCGGCGUGUACUUAUCGAGGUCUGGGAUUGGGACCGUACUUCGCGCAAUGAUUUUAUGGGCGCUUUAUCGUUUGGUAUAUCCGAAAUUAUUAAGAACCCCGCGGAUGGCUGGUUCAAAUUGCUCACACAAGAGGAGGGUGAAUACUAUAAUGUGCCAUGCGCCGAUGCCACACAGGAUCUACUAAAACUCAAAAGUCAAAUGCGGAAAUCAUCUCAAAAGAAACCACUGGUGAUGCGCAGCGAUACAAAUGCACAGACACAAUCUAAAAAGGAUAUGAUACGUGCUACCGAUUUCAAUUUCAUAAAAGUGCUGGGAAAAGGUUCAUUCGGCAAGGUCAUGCUGGCCGAACGCAAGGGCACCGAAGAUCUUUUUGCCAUUAAAAUACUCAAAAAGGAUGUCAUCAUACAGGACGAUGAUGUCGAGUGUACAAUGAUUGAGAAACGCGUUUUGGCUUUGGGCGAAAAGCCGCCGUUCCUUGUGCAGCUGCACUCAUGCUUCCAAACACUAGAUCGCCUCUUCUUUGUCAUGGAGUACGUCAAUGGUGGCGAUUUGAUGUUUCAAAUACAACAAUUCGGCAAAUUCAAGGAACCGGUGGCUGUCUUUUACGCAGCCGAAAUAGCCGCCGGCCUCUUCUUUCUACACAGUAAAGGCAUUUUGUAUCGAGAUUUAAAAUUGGACAAUGUUCUCUUGGAUGCCGAUGGUCAUGUUAAAAUUGCCGACUUUGGCAUGUGUAAGGAGAAUAUUAUUGGUGAGAAGACAACAAAGACAUUUUGCGGCACACCCGACUACAUAGCACCCGAGAUCAUUCUAUAUCAACCCUACGGCAAAUCGGUAGAUUGGUGGGCAUAUGGCGUUUUACUCUACGAAAUGCUCGUCGGCCAGCCACCGUUCGAUGGUGAGGAUGAAGAAGAGUUGUUUGCUGCCAUUACCGAUCACAAUGUCUCCUAUCCGAAAAGUUUGAGCAAAGAGGCCAAAGAGGCGUGCAAAGGGUUCCUCACCAAGCAACCAAGCAAACGCCUCGGUUGUGGGCCAACCGGCGAGGCGGAUGUGCGUAUACAUCCGUUCUUCCGACGCAUCGAUUGGGAGAAAAUUGAGAAUCGUGAAGUGCAGCCGCCAUUUAAGCCGAAAAUUAAACAUCGCAAAGAUGUCUCGAAUUUCGAUAAGCAAUUCACUUCGGAGAAAACGGAUCUGACACCAACGGAUAAAGUAUUUAUGAUGAAUUUGGAUCAAACGGAAUUUGUGGGCUUUUCCUACGUGAAUCCGGACUAUGCGGUGCCCGUUUAAAGACACUGAAACUCCGCAUACAUACACACACCCAAAAGUACUGGGGUAGAUUGUUUAGGAAUUGAAAGGAAAAAACCACAGAAAGAAAGGACGAAAGCUAGAGAUGGAGAUAGAUAUAAAGUUUAUGCGAGGAUAUUACAUUGUUUUAACGGAAACAAGCAAGUGAAGCAGGAAAUCAAGCGUUAGCCAGCUGCAAUAUCGUUUGGUGUGUAAGUGCGAAUAUUGUUACGGUGCGUUUUUUUUUUUUUUGAACACCUUGUACUCGCGUGUGAACAACGUGCCAUUAUAAGAAUUUUAAGUAGAAUUUCCAAAACGAAGGUGAGAAGAAGAAGAAAACACACCCGCUCGAACUCGAGCAACAUGCAUAUCUGCAGGCGUGUAGCAAGCAUGAAUAUAAAACAGUUUAGAUAGAGGCGCAGUGGCAAAUACAUUUUAUUUUUUAUUUUAAAUUUUUGAUUGAAAAAGACAAGGAGGUUUUUAUGUGUAAAAUAAUAUUAUUUUUUAAAGAAACGUUUAAUAAUAUUUAUCUAUUUAUAUUAUUAUUAUUUUUUUUUUUUGUGACCAUUAAGCAAUAUUGUCUAUUAAAGCAAAUGUAUUAUAAAUAAGUCAUGUUGUUAUUAUUUGUUCACCUUUGAACGUAUUACUUAAGUUAAAUAAAGUAUUUUUUGAAUAAGCAUAGUUGUAAACUAAAUUUUUAAAAUUUCAAUUUGCUUUUAAAUAAAAUUAUGUAUAUAUGCUUAGUCGUAAUGAAGCUUAAGAAACUUGAAUAUAUUUGUUUUAUUAACAGUUAGGUUAUAAAAUUAAUUAUUUAAAAAAUUUAAAUUAUGCAAAAAUAUUAUUAAAUAAAAAAUAUUAAAUUCUUAAACACAUUGUUUUCUUGAAUUUCUUUUAAUAUGUAAAAUCAGCUAUACUUUAUUAAAAAAUUUGGCAAUUUUCUGUCAUUUAAUUUGUAAAAUUAGUUAAAUAUUAUUAAAUUAAAUUAAACAAAACUCAAAAAAUGUUAUUUUUUAAUUUUUGAUUUUUAAUUCGUAAGAAAAUACAAUUUUUAUACCAAACAUAUUUUGAUUUAUUAAUUUAGUAUAAUAAUAUUUAAAAAAGUCGUAUUUAUGAGAACAGGCAAUAAAAAAAUAUUUAUUUAGCAAUAUUUAUAUUCAAAAUCUAAAAAAGAAAGAACAAAACAGUACUUUAUAGAUUAAUAGUUUUUAUUUUUUGGGUUUUUUGUCUUUUUUUUUUUGAAAUUUUAAAUGAAAUGAAAAAAUAAUAAAAACAUUGUUGUAUUUAUUACACCAGCCAUUUCUUUUUAAAUAUAAUUUACACACUCUUCAUUUAGUAUAUAUACAUUUUAUUUUAUUUGAAAAAAAAACAUGAAAUGAAAAAUCUUUUGAAGUCAAUUUGAAAUUAAUUUUAAGUUUUUUCUCAAGAAAAAAUAACCAAAACCCUCCAAAACCAAACCAUUGCCAAAUUCGUUUAUGAGAUCCAAGUAAUCCCCUAAAAAUAUAUUUUAUUGCCUUUUAUGUACAUAUAUGCAAAAUUUUAUUACCACAAUAAUUUUUUUGUGUUUAGAAAAUAAUAUGCAAAAGAUCUUCAUGAAAAACAAGGAGACACUGCAAACAUUAUGUACUAAUAACAAAUUAUGAAAUAUGAUAAUAAAACACUAUAAAAAAUGAAAUUUUAUAUAAUAACAAGCAUAUAUAACUCCUACCUAUAAAACCUACAACAAUUGAAAAUCGAGUUAUCGAAAACCCUACCAUAAAAACAGUAAUAAUCUAAUGUUGUCGUUUUCUCUUAAAAAUUAACAAUUUUUAUACGAUAAAAACUUAAGUCAACUUCAUUUAUCGAUUUAUCGAUAUGCAUUCUUCUUAUAAAGCAACAAAAACAAUGAAUCAUGAAAGCAAUACACAUUAAGCAACAACAUUGCUCAAUUUACAUAUCUUGAAAUGCAUAACUUGUGUUACCUUCCAUUAAUAGCGCUAUAAGAAUUAGGCAAUAAUCGAGAUCGAUACAUUUUUAAAUAUUUUUAUCUUGUUCAUUACAGACUGUUGAUGACGAUUAACAUUUUUAUUAUCAUUGCUUAAUUAAAAUAUUUAAAUUUAUGUCGAAACGCUUUAUAAUGCGCCGAUCUUAAAAUCGAUAUCGAGUAACUAAAUAUUUUUCAUUUAAAUAUGGCAUGACAAUAUGACAUUUUUGUUAGAUUUUUUCCUGCUUUGAAUGCAAUGAAAAUCUGCCCCAAUUUUAGAAGAAAAAACAAAUAAAUGUUUUUUUCGAUAAUUUGAGUAUAACCAUAUAAUUUAUUGUUUAUUAUUACUUCUAGCUUUAGGCCUUCCGACUGAUAAUAUUAAUUUUUCUUAUAUCGCAUUCAACAGUUCCGAUUGUAUUUCCGACAGAAUAAAAAACUUUAUAUUUUUUCUUAAAAAGCGAUAGCUAAAUUUGUUGAAGUUAAAAUAAAAAUCCUUCCGAAAGGUACGAUCAAUCGUUAUCAACUUUUAUUACAACUGCAUGUAUCGCAAAAAUGUAUGUUAUCGAUAAUGUUAACGUUCUUUUUAAGUAAAUAAUUUCGCAUUCAAAGCUUAAAAAAUAUAUGUAUUUAAGAGUCAUCGGUAAAAGUUACGUUUUUCAAAACGAUCAAUUAUAAGCUUUAGUUAACAAUCGUUCUGAAGGAAAUUAUCGAUUUUUAUCAACUUUAAUCACAACCGUAUGUAUCGAGAAAAUAUUUUUAUCGAUAAUUUGAAGUUUUUUUAACUAAACUAUUGUUUUUAGCUUUAAGUCUUCCGAUAUCCACCUGUCGAGUUGCCUUCUGCCCCUUUCCUAGUCUAGUGCAUUUCAAAUAUUUCAACUAUAUUGUGAUCAUCUUUGAAGCACAAAAAAUUUGUAUUUAUGCAAAUGAAGUGAAGAAAUAACGAUUGAAAACAUAUAUAUAUACUAAACUUUAAUUAAAAAUUAUUACUAUAAAUUAAUGCUUAAAACAAGCUGAGGUUAUAAAACAUUUAUUGUUCUUUCAGUAGCGUGUGAAACAUAAAAUUGUUUUCUCGAUGUUCUAAGAGUAAAAUGCCAGCUAGAAAUUUCAGGUGGUAAAAAUAUUUGUUUUCCUAAAAAAAAGCCAAAAAUUAUAAAUAUAUAAAUCUGAAAACAAUAUGAAAAUUCUAAGUAAGUAUUUUACGAAUGUAGUGCAUGAAAACGUUUGACGAUUGCAAUGUUCGCCCCAGCAUUGAACAAUCGGCACAAAUGUUUGCUAUCGAUUACCGAUUAAUGGUUAAGAAAUGAAUACGUAGAGAUCAGAGUUGUCAAAAA
Bactrocera oleae (olive fruit fly) is the source of this 7215-nucleotide messenger RNA. It is a transcript of the gene Pkc53E, whose product is annotated as Protein C kinase 53E. NCBI's taxonomy places the organism in Eukaryota, Metazoa, Arthropoda, Insecta, Diptera, Tephritidae. Gene Ontology annotation, cellular component: cytoplasm; nucleus. Gene Ontology annotation, biological process: intracellular signal transduction; peptidyl-serine phosphorylation. Gene Ontology annotation, molecular function: diacylglycerol-dependent serine/threonine kinase activity; ATP binding; zinc ion binding. The record is from RefSeq and is a predicted model, not a curated record.